Messenger RNA from Arabidopsis arenosa, 1374 nucleotides. The record is from the annotation of a GenBank genome assembly. Lineage: Eukaryota; Viridiplantae; Streptophyta; Magnoliopsida; Brassicales; Brassicaceae.
CCAUCGUGACGAUUAACUUUGUGAAAGAAUCCAAUCCUGGGCGGCGGCGAUUGAAGAAACCAUAGUCGUGAUGGAUCUUGUAAGGCAAGAAAUUCUGAAGAAACGGAAGAUUCUUGCUGAGGCAUCUGGUGGGAAGAAGUUUUACAAGCGAUCGGAGAUUGAGCAGAAGAAAAUCCAGAAGCUUCGAGAGGAGGAACGACGCGAGAAGGAGGUUAAGUCCCAGCGCAGAGCCGAGGCCGCAUCAGGUAAGGCUUCUUGCAAAUCAUCCGUCUCCAAAGCGGCAGCUAUGGCUGAUUCCAAAACCCUAACCGAAGAGAAGAACAUCGAAAACCUCAUAGUUCUCACGAAGCAGGAAGUGAUUCGCCGCUUGAGAUUCCUCAAGCAGCCGAUGACUCUCUUCGGAGAAGAUGAUCAGGUGCGGCUCGAUCGACUCAAGUAUGUGUUGAAGGAAGGAUUAUUCGAGGAGGUGGAUAGCGACAUGACUCAAGGAGAGACGAACGAUUUCUUGCGUGACAUCGCUGAGCUCAAGAAGCGGCAGAAGAGUAGUGGUGUCAUGAAUGAUAGGAAGAGGAAGACUAGAGAUGAAACGAGUGAUGAUGAUGAACUCAGUGGUGCUGAUAAGGAGAAUUUGAAGCGUUUGAAAGAAGCUAAUUUCGAGGAUUUAUGCGACGAGGACAAGAUUCUUGUGUUCUGCAAGAAGCUAUUGCUUGAAUGGAAGCAGGAACUUGAUGCUAUGGAAAACACUGAGAGGAGAACUGCUAUAGGGAAACAGAUGCUAGCCAUUUUUAACCAGUGUGCUAGGUAUCUAACUCCUCUCUUCCACUUAUGCCGGAACAAGUGUUUACCAGCUGACAUUCGUCAAGGUUUAGUGGUGAUGGUUAACUGCUGGAUAAAGCGAGACUACCUCGACGCAAUGGCUCAAUUCAUCAAACUAGCCAUAGGGAAUGCACCAUGGCCCAUCGGUGUGACUAUGGUCGGUAUUCACGAACGUUCUGCCCGAGAGAAGAUUUCUACCAGCAGUAGUGUUGCUCACAUCAUGAACAACGAAACCACUCGCAAGUAUCUUCAGUCAGUUAAAAGAUUGAUGACUUUUUGUCAACGACGCUAUCCAGCUAUGCCUUCUAAAUCCGUUGAGUUCAAUAGCUUAGCCAACGGAAGUGAUUUACAGUCGUUGCUCGCUGGAGAGAGAUUCUUUGGUGCUGAUCGCCAACGAGUCUCCGAGGAUAGACUCCGGCUCAUGCCUUCUCUCAACGAAAGCUAGCUAAGGUUACAGUUUUUUCCUUGCUGUGUUUUUCUUGUUUCAAUUUUUCUAAGAUAAUGAUUAAACCAUGUAUCUUCUUUGUAACUUGACCAUAAUAUAUUGAUUACACGAUC